AUGGCCAUUAUUCACGUUUCAGGAAAAGGAUGUCGUUUGUGGAUACUAUUCUCCGUGUUUCUAUUGUGGAGUACAACGUCCGGACAGAUUGUCUUUUCCGUCUCGGAAGAAGCGAGUCCGGGCACUACUGUUGGAAAUGUGGCAAAGGAAUUUAAUCUGGAUGUAAAGGACCUUGAGCAACGAGGAUUUCAAAUUGUGUCUGGACCUAAUCAGAGGUAUUUCGAUGUAAACACAAAGACUGGUAUCCUUCUUGUCAAGGAAAGAAUAGACAGGGACGAGAUAUGUGGGCAGACUAGUAAGUGUUCUUUGUCAUUAGAGGCUAUGGUAAAUUCCCCGCGAAAUGUCUACAGAUUUGAGGUGAAUAUAUUAGAUGUAAAUGACAAUUCACCCAUGUUCCGCUCCGCUGUGAGAGAAGUGAAUGUUUCCGAGCUAGCUUUACCGGGAGAGAGAUUCACUCUUCCCAGUGCAUUUGAUGCGGAUGUGGGCAGUAACUCGGUGAAGAGCUACAAGCUAAGCCCUAGUGACUAUUUUACCCUGGAAAGCGAAGGGGGGCAGGGAGUGUCUGCUGAAUUAGUUCUUCAAAAAGCGAUAGACAGAGAGAAACAGUCGGUGAUACAUCUUACUCUUACUGCUGUCGAUGGGGGUAAACCUCCUCGGACGGGGACACUGCAAAUAACUGUAAAUGUUGAAGACAUUAACGAUAACAUUCCAGUGUUCUCUAAGUCCCUUUAUAAGGCCCAAGUGUCUGAAAAUGCACCGUUUGGCACGUCUGUUGUUACAGUUCAUGCCAGCGAUGCUGACGAGGGUCAAAAUGCUGAAGUAGUUUACUCAUUUAUCAAUCAUGAUAACGACAUCAAAAUAGACAAUUUCGCCAUUGACUCUGAAACCGGUCUCAUCACUGUAAACGGUGAUUUGGAUUAUGAAGCAAACAAUGCUGUAGAAAUUCGAGUUCAGGCGAAAGACAAGGGGCACAGACCGAGGCAAGCGCACUGCAAAGUGCUUGUGGAAAUCAUAGACAUUAACGAUAAUGUGCCCGAAAUAUCCGUUACCUCUUUGGUGAACACGGUGAAGGAGGAUGCUCCUGUCGACACUGUUGUGGGCACUAUCACAGCAUCAGACGGAGAUGCCGGUAAAAACGGAGAGGCGAAGCUUAAAAUCCUCGGGUCUGUUCCCUUCAAAAUACAAAACUCGUAUAAGAAUUAUUAUGCGCUGCUUGUUAACGGCCCCUUGGAUAGAGAGGACGUGUCGCAUUAUAACAUUACUAUCACUGCUACUGAUGAGGGAGCUCCCCCUCUCUCCAGCAGUAGUGUUAUCACGGUGCACAUUUCAGAUGUAAAUGACAACGCACCACGGUUUCCGGAGCCCGUAAUUAAAGUGUACGUGAAAGAGAAUGGUCAGACAGGCGCGGUGGUAUACACAGUGUCUGCUUUUGAUCCAGAUGUGGAAGAUAAUGCAAAAUUAUCCUACUCGUUGAUAGAGGAAUCGACAAAAGGUCCCCCGGUGUCAUCGAUGGUGAACAUAAACGCAGAUAGCGGAGAUAUAUAUGCGCUACAGUCUUUUAAUUUUGAGGAUAUUAAAAUGUUUCAAUUCAGAAUUAAGGUGACAGACUCGGGAGUGCCCCCUCUUUGCAGCAACGCUACCGUUCAUGUCUUUGUUCUGGAUGAGAAUGAUAACAGCCCCUCGAUUCUGCCCCCUUAUUCUGAACACGGCUCUGUGAACUCUGAAAACAUCCCAUACAAUGCCGAGGCUGCAUACUUUGUGGCCAAAAUCCGAGCCAUAGACGCAGACUCUGGAUAUAACGCGCUGCUUUCUUACCACAUCUCUGAGCCCAAAGGAAAUAAUCUCUUCCGAAUCGGAACCAGCAGUGGUGAGAUCAGGACUAAGAGGAGGAUGAGUGACAAUGACUUGAAAACUCACCCUCUGGUCAUUGUGGUGUCUGAUCAUGGUGAGCCCUCUCUGUCUGCUACUGUUUCUAUUGAUGUUGUGGUCGCUGAGACCACGGGAGAAACUCGCACUACUUUUAGACAUCUCCCCAUCAACGAUGACAAGUUUUCUGAUUUAAAUUUGUAUUUACUCAUCGCCAUUAUUGGCGUGUCAGUCAUCUUUCUACUGAGUCUAAUCAGCUUGAUAGCUGUGAAAUGUCAUAAAUCAGAGAGCAGUCUCAGUGGCUACAACCCCCCAAUGAUCACCACACAUCCUGAUGGAACCUGGUCUUACUCCAAAUCUACACAGCAGUAUGACGUCUGCUUUAGCUCAGACACACUGAAGAGUGACAUGGUAGUUUUCCCAGCACCGUUUCCGCCUGCUGACGCAGAACUGAUAAGCAUCAACGGAGGGGAUACCUUCACUAGGACACAAACCCUGCCCAAUUGCGAGAAGGUAAGCGAAGUAAGGAUUAGCCACAUGCCAUGUUUUGUAUGGAUGGAUAGUUGUAAACACGAGUGUGUUGGCAAAUGGCUGAAUGUUGAAAGUGACGUUCGCCUACACAUGGCAACUGUCCAUGGUGCUGAAAUUGUCUGUCUUCUGCUGGUCAUGGUUGUGCUGCUGAUGUCUCGUUUUGAAUAA
Molecule: messenger RNA, 2565 nt
Organism: Engraulis encrasicolus (European anchovy)
Lineage: Eukaryota; Metazoa; Chordata; Actinopteri; Clupeiformes; Engraulidae
Product: protocadherin alpha-8-like
Exons: 1
Coding region: 1-2565 (854 amino acids)
Biological process (GO): homophilic cell-cell adhesion
Cellular component (GO): plasma membrane
Molecular function (GO): calcium ion binding
Source: RefSeq, a predicted model, not a curated record